AUGCACGCUUGCAAGGAUAAGGCCAUCGGGCCGAUCAACCGAGUCCAAAGAGUGGGAGCGCAAGCAAUUAUAGGGACAUUUCUCACAGUUGCGACCAGCGUAGCGGAGGCGGAGGCUCACAUUGCCGCUGCACAACACCGCUUUUGGAGACGGGCCGUGAAAAUGUGGACGGACAUUCACACCCUGCCAGAAACCAAUCCGCUCCGCAGGAGUACAGCAGGGAUCAAGAAAUUCAGGAGGUACCACCGUUCACCGCUGUACCAGGUGGCAGACGCGCUGAAAAGCAUUAAGAUGGAGACACUGGAAACCGAGACACGCAUGCAGACCGAUGUUGAAGCAAUGCCGGACUCACAGACAGUACCGGGCGGAUCAAUGCAAGCCGCAGUCAGCAGCUCGGCACGGAACGGGCUCGUAGGAUUUGGCGUGGCGAUCGAGAAACAGCCACCUCGAUAUCGAAAACUGAAGCUAAAGACCUUUUCGGUGACAUUGGGCGCAAGAUCAGAGCAAAAUCCAUUCUCCGCGGAGCUGGCAGCAAUAGCACAUACAUUGAACAUGCUAGUGGGACUGAAAGAUUACCGGAUCAGGUUGCUCACGAGCAACAAAGCGGCGGCUCUCACGAUAAGGAACCCUCGACAACAGUCAGGCCAGGAGUUCGUCUGCCAAAUAUACAAGUUGAUGAGAAGACUGCGGAGAAACGGAAACCAUGUCAAUAUUCUUUGGGUCCCUACCAGCAAGGACAAUAAACUGCUAGGUCUGGCUAAAUAG
Penicillium daleae is the source of this 765-nucleotide messenger RNA. RefSeq lists its product as uncharacterized. Bases 1 to 765 code for a protein of 254 amino acids. NCBI's taxonomy places the organism in Eukaryota, Fungi, Ascomycota, Eurotiomycetes, Eurotiales, Aspergillaceae. The record is from RefSeq and is a predicted model, not a curated record. Gene Ontology annotation, molecular function: nucleic acid binding. The transcript is spliced from 2 exons.